GUAAGCAUCAGAGAACUGUGCUCCCCCAUGCAGGCCCUCCCAUAGUGUCCCUGUAGGUGUGAGGCACAGUACAGCCGUACCGGAGAGAAGCACACACUACCGGCGCUACAAAUCCCCCAUGCAGGACCUCCCAUAAGGUCCCUGUGGGUGUACUGUAGGUGUGAGGCACAGUAGAGCCGUGCAGAGUGGAACACACUGUAACGAACGGCGCUACCGGCGCACAGCCGCCCGGAAUAACCCGGCCUCGCCCCGGACCUGACGCCGUUAUUACGGACCUGACGCCGUUAUUACCUACAGGAUGCGGCCGGGAACGCCGCCGUUUGCGGGAUCUGCACGUCUGGAUGCGAGCGUUGCGCGCGCGGCUGUUCCCGCAGUGCCAGUAUUAUUACCCGGAGCUUAACGACCGGCCGGGGUUUGGUACCGGUGGUGCAGCACGAUGUGGCUGCGCAAAGCGCGCGACUACCUCAUGGGGUCCGAUACUGAGGAUGAGGCGACAACUCCACCUGCCCAGCCGGCAAGGCGCGAGGUCACCACCCCGCAGAGCGGCGGGAAGGCGUCCCCCGGGCUUCCCCCCACGCCGCUGGGUGCCCCCUACCCCCCAACCCCCCUAGCCGCACCGUACCCCCCCACACCGCUAGCGGAGCCCCCGGAAGCCGACCUGAGCCACCUGACACAAGAGGAGCGGGACCAGAUAGAAGCGGUGUUGGCUCGCGCUAAGGAGCUACAACAGAAGGAGGAACAAAGAGUCAGAGAACUGGAGCAGGACUAUACCACACUAGCGGAGACGGUGGUACAACAAGCGGCGACCAAAGCGCCGACGCCCGAAGCGGCGCGGAAGUUGUGUCCGAUCUGCCACACUACGGAGCUCCCGGCUAACGGCGAGGGGAGAGUCAUUAAUGGUGCCGCGGGGAGGGCUGCUAACGGCGAGGGGAGAGUCACUAAUGGUGCCGAGGGGAGGGUCUGCUACGACUGCGAGCGCGUCGUCUGCAUGGCCUGCGGUUCUCUGUCUCCGUCUUCCGUCAAAAAGGAGGGGGAAUGGUUGUGUCAGAUGUGCCAGAAGCGCCGCCAUCUUGCGCUGAGCUCGGGAGCCUGGUACCAGAGCCACAAGCCGACCUCGCCCAGCCGCGGUGCUGGAGGCAGCUUCACCCGCAGCAGCAGCAUAGAGGCGGACCCCAGCGCCACGCAACACAAGCCGCAGGCUGACGACGAGAAGACGCCGAAGCUGGAGCGGAACUGGUCGCUGACGGAAGACAUUUUCCCUUAG
Messenger RNA from Branchiostoma belcheri (Belcher's lancelet), 1264 nucleotides. Its product is annotated as regulating synaptic membrane exocytosis protein 2-like. Lineage: Eukaryota; Metazoa; Chordata; Leptocardii; Amphioxiformes; Branchiostomatidae. The transcript is spliced from 4 exons. The record is from RefSeq and is a predicted model, not a curated record. Gene Ontology annotation, molecular function: transmembrane transporter binding; small GTPase binding. Gene Ontology annotation, cellular component: cytoskeleton of presynaptic active zone; presynaptic membrane. The coding region runs from base 437 to 1264 and encodes 275 amino acids. Gene Ontology annotation, biological process: positive regulation of synaptic transmission; regulation of membrane potential; regulation of synaptic plasticity.